Messenger RNA from Arabidopsis lyrata subsp. lyrata, 715 nucleotides. RefSeq names its product protein TIFY 5B. The coding region runs from base 77 to 469 and encodes 130 amino acids. The transcript has 2 exons. Lineage: Eukaryota; Viridiplantae; Streptophyta; Magnoliopsida; Brassicales; Brassicaceae. The record is from RefSeq and is a predicted model, not a curated record. Gene Ontology annotation, biological process: response to wounding; regulation of jasmonic acid mediated signaling pathway; regulation of defense response. Gene Ontology annotation, cellular component: nucleus.
UAAAUCAAUAGACUGACACACAAUCAUCAUCAUCAUCAAAAACUACACAAGCAUAUUUACUCACAACUAAGAGAUCAUGGAGAUGCAAACAAAAUGCGACUUGGAACUUCGCCUUCUUACUUCUUCAUAUGCUUCUUCUGAUUUCCAUAGCUCGGUGGACAAAUCAAGCAGCUCUGAAAUUUCACAACCAAAGCAUGAAUCUCAGAUAUUAACCAUCUUCUACAACGGGCACAUGUGUGUUUCUUCAGAUCUUACCCACCUUGAGGCUAAAGCUAUACUAUCGCUAGCGAGUAGAGAUGUGGAAGAGAGAUCGUUAUCGUUGAAAAGCUCAGACGAUUCGGAACCUCCAACACUCCCAAAAUAUUCGCCCCGAUUUCAUAAUCAAAAGGUCUCUAUGAAGAGAUCUCUUCGGAGUUUUCUUCAGAAACGAAAUGUUCGGAUUCAAGCAACUUCCCCUUAUUCCCGAUAACAUAAUUUGUUUGAUUUCAUUUUUCCUCUUUGCUUCCAAUAUAAUCCAAUUGUGUUGAUUAUUUUUUCGUGUUUCGGAUGGAUUAUAGACCCUUAGUUAAGAGUUUUAAGGUUUCAGAUUUUCAAGCAACUUGUGUUUAGUGUUCAAGAAAAGGACUUUUAGCUUCUAGUCACCUUAACUGGGGCCUAGACGUUUUUAAUGGUUUCAAGUUUGUUUGGAUGAUAAAAAAAAAAAAAAAUCAGAUUA